AUGUGGAACGGAAAACGUAGUCAGCGUUCGCGUCAUCCAAUCCUUAAGUCUAUUGUUUCUGAAACAAUAGAUAAAAUGACGGGAGCGAAGUUAGUGAUUGAUCGUUAUGGCUUGGAUGGUAACAGCCAAGAAUCCCAAGAAGAAAGAACAAGUGACAGCAUGGAACCGCGACUAGGUGACAAGCUUACAGUCCUCAUAAAUGAUAUCUCGAUUGCAAUGAGGAAUCGGAAAUACGCCCUUUACAGGGGCACUAUUUAUAAAAAGUGUGAAGGUGCCACUUACACCUACUCCUACAAGUGUGAUGUGAAGGCGUUUGUGAACAGUCUGGCUGCAAAUUAG
Messenger RNA from Porites evermanni, 339 nucleotides. The record is from the annotation of a GenBank genome assembly. NCBI's taxonomy places the organism in Eukaryota, Metazoa, Cnidaria, Anthozoa, Scleractinia, Poritidae.